Molecule: messenger RNA, 580 nt
Organism: Phlebotomus argentipes
Lineage: Eukaryota; Metazoa; Arthropoda; Insecta; Diptera; Psychodidae
Product: WD repeat-containing protein 20-like
Exons: 2
Molecular function (GO): protein binding
Source: RefSeq, a predicted model, not a curated record
AGGAGGAAAAAGUGGUGUGGCCGCGGGCAUCGUGGAUGAGCUUGUGGUGUGAAGUGGUCAGCAGUGUGUCGGAAUGGCUGUGCAACUGGACCAGAACGGCAAGGAUGACCUGAAGACGCAGUUCGUCACGCGGGAGGGCACCUAUCGUCUCAUGACGCUCUCGGAGUACUCGCGGCCCAAUCGCGUCGGCUACACCAGCAACCAGAGCUCCCCGCAGGUGCGCGUCUCCAUCGUGUCGCUGCCCAGCCACCAGGCGACGGCGCCACCCCCGCCGCCCGCCACCACCAACGGCCAGGAGGCGUCCGGGUACGCCCUGGCGGCGGCCGGAGGCGACCGGAUAUGCUACAACUUCGGCAAGGAGCUCUUCGUGUACGCCUACCGCGGCGUGAAGAAGCAAACGGCGGAUCUGAGCAAGCCCAUUGAUAAGAAACUGUACAAGGGAACCAAUCCGAGUUGCCAUGAUUUCAAUUCGACCAACGCAAUGGGCGAAGGCGCUCCACUUCUUGUGGGCUUCACCACCGGACAGAUUCAGUUGGUUCAGCCGGGCCGCCGAGAGCCGGGAAAAUUGUACAACGAGGAG